CGAGUGAUUGCGUCAGAGCACGGAAGUUGUCAUAAAGAGCUAAAAGGAGCUGCAGAGAGUGGUGCUGAUGUUAUAACUUGAAAAUAAGUCUCUCUGCUCGCUCGUGUGGCACUGAGCUGCGAGUGCUUCUCUGAUCUGAAACUGUACAGACAGCAGGAGUCCUCCGGAGCGGAAGCAGCGACAUGGAGCGGUUUGGACAUGAGCGCGAGGAAAACACGCCCUGCGCGCGCACACACGAGCCCAGCGCGGAGAGCAUGGCGUCUAUGUGCCUGAGUCAGCAGCGCUGUGUGAAGGCCUCGAUCGCGUCGCAGUGGCAGCUGGCCGAGGCGCAGUAUCAGCUCUGUGGUUUGGAGCUGCACAGCUCUGAGUCAGCGGAGCAGGAGCGCGCCCGAGCCCUGGCCUCCUCCACAGAGCUCUCUCAGACCGAGCAGGAGUGGAGACAUAAAGAGAGCAUGCUGGGACGGAGCCCCACUCUGUGCCCGGAGGCCAGCCGAGAUGUGUUUGACAAGAGUAUAAUAAACAGUUCACAGUCUUGGCCUAAUGAAUCCGAUCCUGAUAAGAACAUAAGCUUCAUCCAGCGUAAUGAAGAGCUCUUGAAACAUUUUGGUAUGUUGAGGAGGUGGGAUGAUAGCCAGCGCUUUCUAGCAGAGUACCACCAUCUCAUCUGUGAAGAAGCGGCCGAUUACCUGAUCCUGUGGUGCUUCCGUCUGCAGGCAGAGCAAAAAGAGGCCUUAAUGGAGCAGGUGGCUCAUCAGGCAGUCGUCAUGCAGUUUAUUCUGGAAAUGGCCCGCAACUCUCAGCAAGACCCACGAGGCUGUUUCCGUCAGUUCUUUCAGAAAGCUAAAGCAGGGCAGGAGGGAUACUUGGAUGUCUUCCACACAGAACUCAAUGCCUUUACGCAGAGAGUUAAAGAGUAUACCAUGAAAUCAAAAGGAGAAACCCCGAAGGAUACAGUGCACCAAAACACACCAGCGGGCUUUCGGCUCGACCCCAAGGAGGUGUUGGAGUCUUUGCCACCGGAUCUGAAAACAUGCAUCCAGAUGCAGGAUAUGCAGAUUCUUCAGAAGGUGCUGAGCAGCAUGAACCCGCAGGUGGCAGAAUACCACGUGAAGCGUUGUUUGGAGGCAGGACUUUGGACGAAUAUACCCCGAGCCUCCAAAGAAGAGAGUUCAGAAACGGACGAGUGGAGAAUGAUGGAGAGCUAGCAGUGAAGACUAGCAGUCCCUGACGAACCCUCACUAGGAAAACCGCUUUGGGUCGCAGGACAGGAAGAACAAGGGCUGUGCUCAGAGACUUUUGUUUUGUAUCCGUGCCUGAAUGUGUGCUGCACUUUAUAUUUGUUUAAAAGAGAAAGUAUUUUAAACGAGAUCGGGAACUGUAUUUUGAGGCACUUAUAUUUUUCUGCACAUUUUGUUAGAUUUCUGUUGCUAAAUUUUUCUUUCGAAAAAGUGUAGGAAGGCGGUACAUACAGUACUGCACAGGAAUUACUACUUUUUUUUCUUUUUUUUUUGGAUUGUAAUCUACAACGUCCACUAAACAUUCAAACUCCAGUCUCAUGUGUCGUCUGUGCAUGGACACGGCAGAUAACAGUCGGCUUCCUGCAGAUAUACAAACAACAACAAGGCCAAGCAGGACCUCUCCUUCUGCUAUCUUCAUGAUGGAAACAAGCCUUUGCAGAAAGUCAUUCGUAGGUCCAGUAGUAUGUCAUGAAAGCCAGCGAUAAAGUGUUGUUACCUACGAUUAUAACGAAAGAGAGUCACAUUCACUAUCAAAAUGAAAAGAGUGCUAAAUGCACUGGGCUGUUGUGUUUGAUAUGACAUCCAAAGCAACAAAUAGAAUAUAUUUAAGGGAUAUUUCACCCAAAAAUCAUUAUUUCUCAAUCUCAUGUUAUUGCAAACCUUUGUAAUUUUAUUUAUUUCUCAAGUUUACCACAAAAAUGUUUUAAUAAUACAGUGACGGUCAAUGGAGUCCAAUCAGUGUUGUUUUGGACCACAAUGACUUUCAUUGUAUGGUCAAAAAAAAAAGAAAAAUCCUUCUAAAUAUAUCUUCUUGCAUUUUCCAUUGAAGAAAGAAAGUCAUAAAAGUUGGAAUAACAUGAGUGUGCGUAAAUGAUGACUUUUCAUUUUUGGGUGAAAUAUCCCAAGAAAUGCCAUUUUGCCUCACCAUCAAACUGACUGAGAUUGAUUUCAGUUAUUGCAUUGAAACACAGCAGAUGCUGUUUGUUUAUCGCAUCCAGCUAGUUUGCGUUGCUUGUGCAGCAUAAAGAACAUACAGCAAACCAGGAUUUGUGUAACAUUAACUGAUGCUUGUGACCACAUUGUGCAAGUCUUCACAAUCAGAUCAAAAUCCUCUAUUAAAUCUUUAGACCCACAGUAUUGCUGAUUUUGUGUAAUGUUUUAUUUUGCAGUUCAUUAUUAAUAAAAUAACUUCUUAGCAUUUUACAAUG
This is a messenger RNA of Carassius auratus (goldfish), 2446 nucleotides long. It is a transcript of the gene cdc37l1, whose product is annotated as cell division cycle 37-like 1. The coding region runs from base 183 to 1205 and encodes 340 amino acids. The transcript has 8 exons. Gene Ontology annotation, cellular component: cytoplasm. The record is from RefSeq and is a predicted model, not a curated record. Gene Ontology annotation, biological process: protein folding; protein stabilization. Gene Ontology annotation, molecular function: protein-folding chaperone binding; heat shock protein binding. Lineage: Eukaryota; Metazoa; Chordata; Actinopteri; Cypriniformes; Cyprinidae.